Messenger RNA from Salvia miltiorrhiza (redroot sage), 1583 nucleotides. Its product is annotated as putative L-ascorbate peroxidase 6. The transcript is spliced from 9 exons. Gene Ontology annotation, molecular function: peroxidase activity; heme binding. The record is from RefSeq and is a predicted model, not a curated record. Lineage: Eukaryota; Viridiplantae; Streptophyta; Magnoliopsida; Lamiales; Lamiaceae. The coding region runs from base 88 to 1038 and encodes 316 amino acids. Gene Ontology annotation, biological process: hydrogen peroxide catabolic process; response to reactive oxygen species; cellular response to oxidative stress.
AUUGUAAAAAUUAAUAAGACUAACUAAAUUAACAAAUUCAGUUAGAUAAAGGCAUCGACUGUUUUGAGCUGAGCAACCUACUGAAAAAUGAGGUGCACAACCGCCGCCGCCGCCGCCGUAGAUCCGGCGCUGCUCAGUUCAGCAGCCUCCAUUUCCGCUGGCAGGGAGCUCAAGAUCUCGGUGAAAAGCUCGCCGGCAGUCAAGUUCGCCGCGAAAAGGCUCACUGUAUCCUGUGCUGCGGCUUCUUCACCUUCUCAACUCGGGAGGCGAGCGCUAAUGUAUAUGGCAGCGACGUCGUUUCUGGUGCCCUUCCCCAAUCCCUCCUUUGCUACUGAUGAAGCAUCCCUGUUGCAAGAAGAGAUCAGGAAGGUAUUAACCAAGACUAAGGCUCCUGGUUUCCUUCGUUUAGUUUUUCAUGAUGCUGGAACUUUCGACGAGGGUGAUAAAACAGGUGGCAUGAAUGGAUCGAUAGUUUAUGAACUCGAGAGACCUGAAAACGCAGGUCUUCAGAAGACACUGAAGAUUCUGGAGAAAGUAAAAGAUCAGAUGGAAUCAGUACGCCCAGUAUCCUGGGCAGACCUGAUAGCUAUGGCUGGAGCAGAGGCUGUUUUGAUAUGUGGAGGUCCAGAUAUUCCUGUCCGACUGGGAAGAGUAGAUGCAACGGUACCUGAUCCCACAGGGAAGCUUCCUGAAGAAACGCUCGAUGCAAAGGCCAUGAAGCAGAGUUUUCAAAAGAAAGGCUUCUCAGCCCAGGAGCUCGUUGCUCUAUCCGGAGCUCACACUUUAGGGACCAAAGGAUUCGGAAGUCCAGUAGUAUUUGACAACUCUUAUUACAAGAUUCUUGUGAAGAAGCCAUGGUCAUCUUCAGGUGGCAUGUCCAGCAUGAUUGGCCUUCCCUCAGACAAGGCACUAGCCGACGAUGAUGAAUGCAACAGAUGGAUCUCAAAGUAUGCAGAGGAUCAGAGCCUAUUCUUCGAAGAUUUCAAGAAAGCCUACACCAAACUAGUGAACACCGGUGCAAAAUGGAGCUCCGCGUGAGCUGAGAAAGAGCUAGCACUGGUCCGUCAUCACGCCUGGUUUAACUUAUUAAGAGAUGUAUUCGAAUACCAACAUAUAGUAGACGAAUGAAAUGCGCGUUCAUGUCCCACCAACGUGCAGUACUAGCAGAUGAGUAAGUCGAAUCGACACGAUCUCUCUUCAAUCUAUCAUGAAUUAUAUAAGAUGCAUGUUGUAGAUGAGCAUGAGCAGACCCCCACCCUUCAAAGAAUGGUUGAAACAUCAUCUUGAGGGCCCUUAUUUCCCUCUCUGUCUAGACAGUUGCAUUUAAGUCUUAGUGUCUUUCUAUGAUUUUUGAACUUUGAAGACCCCUCUGAUGGCCCUCUUGCAUAUCUCUUGGUGUUUUGGACCACUGGUUAGAGAGAGAGAGAGAGAGAGAUGGCUUUCCUUCUAUUGUGGUGAAGUUGCUGUGAAAUGCAAGAGGAUUUAACUCUAUGUUGAGUCAAUUCGGAUAUGAAUAUUGAAUACUACUAAUAAUUCAGUGACAGAGGUAUAACGUGAAGACAAAUAUUGUCUGUUAUUGAAAA